Molecule: messenger RNA, 3598 nt
Organism: Falco peregrinus (peregrine falcon)
Lineage: Eukaryota; Metazoa; Chordata; Aves; Falconiformes; Falconidae
Gene: AKNAD1
Product: AKNA domain containing 1
Exons: 16
Coding region: 510-3290 (926 amino acids)
Source: RefSeq, a predicted model, not a curated record
AAGAAAUCAAAAAAAUUAUUUUAGUCUGGUGCAGAAGCUGAAGAAGCACUCUGUAAGUGGCAAGGUGAAGUGUGAGAAAGUGUAUUUUUUUAUUUUAACUGAUGUUUAAUUCUGCUGGCUCUGUUACCAAUUUUUGUUUCUAGAACGUUACAAAAGGAAUUAACGAGCAAAGACAGUUACCUGGUGCUAAGCUCAAUUCUCCAUUUCCCAAUGCCUUUGUCAUUCAUGUCUCUGUAUCUCCCCCAGCAGUUAAUCCAGACUUGCACGUGUAAGAGUGAAAAGGAAACAUCCAUGUCAGGGGCGUGGUCCUAAAAAACCUACAGUAGGUACAAGACAAAACACAUUCGAGAAUAAGAUGUACUUCAGUAUAACAUUAUUAUUACUCAUACAUUACAGAUUUUGAUUGCUGCAGUAAUAAAAAGUCUAUCCAAAAUCAGAAAAGCAAUGGCAUUCAUAUUCUACGUAGACUGGAUACGGAGACUAUGAAAAAGUGCAAACCAUGAGACUGGAUGAAAACCCAAAUGAAUAGUUCAUUUUCAGAUGAAUUAGGCUGUAUCACAGAUGCAACAGAUGAGGAACACGACGACUUACCUUAUGAUGGAGAUGUAGGAAUAACCUGUAAACACAGUAAAAAUUUCUACAAUUUGAAUGAUUGUACUUGUACAAAAGAUACAUCUGUUAUUUUAAAUUUUGACUCUUCUGAAGGUAACAAAAACAUAAAAGGAACAGCAAAUUAUGAAACUUGUCCACAGCCUGAAGAAUUCUGCAGUUGCCACAGAGGUGCCACAGGAACAAUGGGAAUUUCAGUUGAAAUGCCUGGAAGUGAAGCUUCCUUUAAGAAGGAAUUACCUGUUUGUAGUUUUAGUAAACUAGAUGGCAAAGAAUAUCUAACUCACUCAAAAAUGUCCAAUGUCCUUUUGCGUCAUUUUUCUAAGGGUGAGUUAAUGAGCACAUGCCAGUUAAUCGAACGUGAGACAAUACCAGAGACAUCCUUUACUGAAAGUAUUGAUGACACUGUGGGCAAACCUGAGCCUUCAGAACACGUCAAAGACCCUUCGGUGCAGGAACAAUGGGGAACUAACUUUGAAGAGUAUCACUUAGAAAAACACAAGGAAGUAAACACCCAUAAUAAAAAUCAAAAUUUUCUAAACAAAAAGAUAUGUGUUCCUAAGAAACCCAUUUCUUACACUGUUAUGUGUGGCUGCAGACAAGAAAAUUCACAACUGAUUGGCGAAAAAGAAGAUACACACAUCUUGCAAAACACGAAAGAAGAGAGCGCCCUGUUUAAGAAAACAGUCUCACCUUGCGAGCUCAAAUAUGGCCAAGGUCAAGGUCACUACUGCCUUCCUGAUGUCUCCAAAGUUGCUUCAGAAGUUAAAGUACCAAAAAGAAGUGACAACAUUAACUCAGUUCCUACCAUUGAAAGAGCAAAAUCCUUCCCUAUUUUGCAAAGUAAAUCAGUAAUUGUGAAAAACGUUCUAGAAAAUAAGAACCAUUCUGUACAGAACAGAAAAGAAAUAAGCAUUCCAGAACUGCUGCAACAGCUAAAGCAAAUUGUUCAAGAUGUAACAAGUUUUAAUAGUUUUCCCUACUAUUUCCUGGCUGCAAACAAGAUGCUGACACAGCAUGCUGACACCCAGAAUCACACUGACCACCUGAGAUUGAAUCCCAAGAUACUUCCUCAGUCAGAUUUUCCAAAUGCCAGCACUGCCAUUUACUCAAAAGACGCUGGGACAUCCUCUGAAGUCUUUACGUUACAUGCUCCUAUACAAUCUACACAUGGAUCAGAGUCUGGAACAGCAGCAUUGGCAUUACCAGCAGCUGGUACAAUAGAAGCAGGCUGUCGAAAUCCUCCUUAUUUACUGCCAGAACUAACACUAGGAGAAAAGAUGUCUCAAGUACUAAAGGAUCAGACAGAUCAACUGCUAAAAAAAGUGGAAGACUUUUCUAACCAUAUGACCCAAGAGACAUUCCUUUUACAAGACCACUAUCUGGAAUUAAAUCAAUUGAAAAAAUACCUUGAUGCCUUGGAAAGGAAUUACUUAACAGCUAGAGAAGAGCAUCGUAACUUACAGCUGCAGAACUACAAGGACAAGUCUGUCAACAUUGGAGAGUUUGAUCCUGAAAGAGAAGUGGAAGGGGAAAUAUUCAGACUUGGCAUGGUGCUCGAAGACAUCCAGGAACAAAGUGAUGACAGCCAAUUCAACUUGUCAUCUUUGCUUACUUCCUGCAAAUCUGCCAAUUCAUCGUACUCUCCUUGUGAGAGCUCGGUAGUUUCAAGCAUUGCUGACCCUCCAGGAAGAAGAGGUACUGAAACUGCAUUUCUUCACAAGAACAAGGAGGGAGGAGAAAGUCAGACAACUGAUGUAAUCCCAGAGACAAAUCAAUUUUCUUUAGAAGGCAACAAGUGCAAUCUUUGUCUUCGCAUGUUACAAAAGAGAGCUGAAUCAACCUCCACAAGAGAAACAGAGCCUCUGAGAAAAGGAGGUCUGCUAGCAAACAAGCAUUCUUCCAACAUAAUGAGAUUCCUUUCACCUGAGGAAAAACACGCUGCUGAAGGUCUUGCAUCCCAUAGUUGGGGUACAUCAACUCAAAAAUUUAAUGCUGAUGAAGAAAGUAUGAAAAGAAAUACAAACAUCCAGGAAAGCAAAACUGGAACAUGUUCACUCCUCAUUCAGAGAAAACCAACUGAUUUAUCAGAUACCAACCUGAGCAGCGAUUCAGAAGACACCUCAGCCUACGAUUCUUAUAACUAUUCACAGAGCAAGGAACUUGUGAACUGCGAGACUAAAAGUUACAAAACAUUCAAUACAAGACUACAUGGAGACAGAAGAGGACUUAGGUGCAGAUGCCAUAGAGGAAGCAGAGAUCAAUUUAAACUCAGGAAUUACGAAGAGGCUGUUCAGUCUUGUGCCUUAUGCAGAAAUAAAAGGUUUGGUUCAUCCUCUUAUUCACAAAAAAGAAUCUCCACUCAAAAAGCUCAGAAAAAUAAGCAGCCAUGCGAACCUGUAAACAGACCUUCUGAAAGGCAAAACUUUGAAGCUGUCAAAACCUACUAUUCAAGCACAUACGAUAAAGUUACCCUUUCACACCAAUACUUACCCAGCAAGAAGUCUGCCCAAAGGAAACCCGCAGUCAACAUCAGAAACGCCAGUGACUCCAAUACAAAUAUUUUAACUUCUACUCUGGAUCAUGCCAUACAGACAGCAAACAGUUUGAAGAAAGCUACAGAACGAAUGGUACGAGUAGUUUCAGAAGAUCUAGCUAAAGUUAAAAGAAAACAGCUUUAAUUACUCAGUUUCCAAUGUUAUCAUUUUGCUGGUUGAUACUGAAGUGUCAGUAUAUCUGCAGAUACAAGAUGAUAAAUACAAAGAUCAGAAAGUCAGCUAGCUGACUUUGUCAGCUGUUCCCUAACUAUCAGUACUAAACCAAACCAAAGCAUAUUAGUAUUCCACAUGUUUAUAUUCAUUUUCAAAACUAGGAACAAAUUACUAAUUCCACUGAAAGUCUUCAGUACGUUAGCUAGCCCUGCUACUGUGUACGGCUAUUCUCUAAGCAUUCACUUAAGACUUAAUAAAAGUUAGCUUAAACAAGCGAA